Gossypium raimondii (Peruvian cotton) is the source of this 1860-nucleotide messenger RNA. RefSeq lists its product as uncharacterized. The coding region runs from base 332 to 1627 and encodes 431 amino acids. The transcript is spliced from 3 exons. NCBI's taxonomy places the organism in Eukaryota, Viridiplantae, Streptophyta, Magnoliopsida, Malvales, Malvaceae. The record is from RefSeq and is a predicted model, not a curated record.
UUUUUUUUUUUGUCUUGUUUUCCUCUUCUUACACGGACAACCAAUUAAUCAGAAAAAGCUGAAAAACAUAUUUUCAUGGAAUGAUGGUUAGUGAUGAGCUGAGUUUUCAUGUAAGAACUACCAUACAACAGCAUGGACAUUUUUCAGCUGUUGAGUUUAUUUCGUUCCAAAUAUGGUAAUGAAAUUGCUGUCAAUGCGAGUAAAAAUACAAAGCUAGAAGAAACCCAACUUUUCAUGGCCAAAAGUAAAGGUGGAUUGCUAAAGAAGAAAGGUUGAUUUUUUUUUGAAGAAGAAGAAGAAGAAAGAAGAGGAAACAAAAAAAAAAAAAACAAUGCCAACAGUUUGGUUUUCAUUGAAGAGAUCUUUACACUGCAAAUCAGAGCCAUCAGAUGUUCAUGACCCAAAAACCAGGAAGCAAUUGAGUACAAUAUUGACAAGGAAAGCAGGGAGGUCUGGUUGUUCAAGGUCUAUAGCAAACCUCAAGGAUGUCAUUCAUGGAAGCAAGAGACAUUUAGAGAAGCCACCCAGUUGUAGUCCUAGAUCCAUUGGGAGCAGUGAGUUCCUUAACCCUAUUACCCAUGAAGUUAUUCUUAGCAACUCUAGGUGUGAGCUCAAAAUCACUGGUUUUGGAGGCUUCCAAGAUAGUCUCACUAAUGGAGGUAACAUGGAUGCUAAUGGCGGCGGCGGUGGUGGUGGGAGCGGUGGGGGCUCAACUUUUGUUGGUACUUUAAGGCCUGGAACACCAGGGCCUGGAGGUCACCCAACAAUGCAUUAUUUUAACCCUUCUUUUAAGAAUUCUUCCACUACUACUCCUCCAAGGAAAUCACCUUUCCUUGUAUCAGAAAGGAAAGGCAGUGGUGGAAAUGGGCAUUCAAGCAAUAGAGUUCCACUUGACGCAGACUCUAAUGGAAGUUGUACAGUCACUUGUCACAAAUGUGGAGAACAAUUCAACAAAUGGGAAGCUGCUGAAACUCACCAUCUAUCUAAGCAUGCUGUUACUGAACUUGUGGAAGGCGACUCAUCUAGGAAGAUUGUUGAAAUCAUAUGCCGAACAAGUUGGUUAAAGUCUGAGAACCAUUGUGGCCGGAUUGAAAGGGUUUUGAAGGUCCACAACAUGCAAAAGACUCUGGCUCGAUUCGAAGAUUAUAGAGAAAUUGUGAAGAUUAAAGCAAGCAAACUUCCCAAGAAACAUCCUCGGUGCAUUGCUGAUGGAAAUGAGCUGUUGAGGUUCUAUGGCACAACCGUGGCAUGUUCUCUUGGUCUAAAUGGCUCCUCAAGUCUUUGUAUAUCCGAAAAAUGUUGUGUAUGUCGGAUUAUUAGGAAUGGAUUCUCUGCCAAGAAAGAGCUCAAGGAAGGACUUGGUGUUUUUACAACUUCCACAAGUGGACGAGCUUUCGAGUCCAUUCAAAUUCUCGAAGACGAUCCAUCUAUAAGGAAAGCUUUAAUAGUUUGCAGGGUAAUAGCUGGACGAGUUCAUAGACCUUUGGAGAAUAUACAAGAAAUGGCAGGCCAAACCGGGUUUGAUUCGUUGGCCGGGAAAGUCGGUCUAUAUUCGAACAUCGAAGAACUUUAUCUGCUCAAUCCCAGAGCUCUACUUCCUUGUUUUGUGGUAAUCUGCAAACCUUAGAAGACACAAGUUGUGACUUUAUGAAAGUUAUGUGAAUCCCUUUUUCCUUGGUAGAGUUUUUCUUUUUUGGAAAGAAUUCUCAUUCUUCUUGCAAUAUUCUUGUUAAUUGCUGAUAUGUUCUGGUUUUUCAUGCAAUUAUAUUGCUUCUUUUGUGUUUAGGAACUGUAUUGUAGAUGAAAGAUGUGUGGCAAAAUUUAUAUUUCAUCAACCAUGAUUGAAUAUUUCAAGCUUCA